Schizophyllum commune H4-8 is the source of this 3318-nucleotide messenger RNA. RefSeq lists its product as uncharacterized. Gene Ontology annotation, cellular component: centrosome; gamma-tubulin small complex; equatorial microtubule organizing center. The record is from RefSeq and is a predicted model, not a curated record. Lineage: Eukaryota; Fungi; Basidiomycota; Agaricomycetes; Agaricales; Schizophyllaceae. The transcript has 9 exons. The coding region runs from base 373 to 2919 and encodes 848 amino acids. Gene Ontology annotation, molecular function: gamma-tubulin binding; microtubule minus-end binding. Gene Ontology annotation, biological process: spindle assembly; cytoplasmic microtubule organization; meiotic cell cycle.
CGGGCCGUCGGGGUGUGUCCUUUGCCAGAGGUUGUAUAGGUUCUCCGGCGCCCAGCUCUGUCCUGAAGUUCAGCAUGCCUCCGUAGUUCGACUGGCAUUGAGACACACCAUACGCGGGAGUGCCCGCUUGACAUUGUACACGCCGACGUCGCGCAUCGUGGCCGGGGUCCGUACGACGAGAAGGUCAGACCCGGAGAGAGGACGGAGCGGAAAAUCCAAGGACAAUUCAAAUUUCCCUAUUCCGCGUUCAGUGACCGUGACGUGACGUCCAUUGUUCUCCUCGACCGCCAUCGCGCAUCGGGAACUUCGGAUAUAGACACACCAUACCACUAUCUGUUGUGAUUGCAGGACGCGACAUAUCUAUCUACGAAUAUGGAGCGACCUUUUACGCCGUCAGCGCGUCCGCGGAGGAAUAACCUGACCUUAUCCACGAAGGAAUACAACAAGGUCUCGGGAACGAUAGCCUCAGUAAGAAGACACCGCCAACAGUACGAAGAUAUACCGGAGACAUCGAACGGCCACGCGUACGCAUCGCGAGACAGCGGCCGGCACCAUACCCGAAAUCAUCAUGAACCCUCUUUCAUUGAAGAGACUUCCUUUGUGAGGGCACCCCUCAACUCACGCGUCACGUCGGGCGUCGCGUCUGCGAUCGGGAAGGGGAAGGCGCGCCAGGAAGCGCUGGACCACGUACCGAUCGAGAUCCAGGAGGCGAUGAUCCUGGAGGACCUGCUCUACGUACUCAUGGGCAUCGAAGGCACGCACAUCACCCACCACCCAGAUUACAGCCCCGAAGACGACGACCCGCUGCAGGGCAUUCGCUUCGUGCCCUCGCCCUCCCUCGACGCAUCCCUGCGCGAUCUCGUCGAGCGCAUUCUCCCCCUCGGCACAUACUAUACCGCGAUCACCGCGUUCAUCGAGCAGCGGAGCGUGCUCGACUAUGGGCUCGUCAACCAUGCCUUGUGCGCGUCGAUCCGUGGUAUGCUCAAGGACUACCAGACGCUCCUCUCGCAGCUAGAACACGCGUUCAAUACCUCGCCGCAGUUUUCGCUACAGAAACUUUGGUUCUACGUGCACCCGACCGUGCACACGCUCUCGCUCAUCUACCACCUCAUCCUCGAGCUCGGCGCGGCGGAUAACGCGCCACCGGACUACUCUUCUUCGGGCUCGUCGGAGGACUCUGCCGACGCUGAGCUCGCUGCACGCGAUGAGGCGCUCGGGAUGGGUGGCGCGAAGCUGAAGGCCGUGUUGUCGGAAGCGGUUGCAGGGACUGGCGACGAGGAUAUAUUGGUCAAGGGUGGGGAAGUGUUGAGCAUAUUGCACGACCGAAUGCAAGCGAUGAGCGGCGACCCGACUGCGACCGUUGUGUAUGGAACACUCCUGAGGGAUGCUGGGCGACCAUACGUGACGAUGCUUCGCGUAUGGAUCCGAACUGGACGCCUCGACGAUCCGUAUGAAGAGUUCCUGGUCAAGGAGAGCAGAUUCAUCAACCGCGGAAUACUCGAGAUGGACUACACUGACGAAUACUGGGAGCGACGGUAUACGCUUCGUGAUGGGUCAACAGUAUCUGGAGCGAAGCGUCAACAUGCUGGUAUACCUCCACCGCGACCAAUGACAGGCCGGAUGCCUGGCGGCGCGUGCAUACCACCCGCACUCGACCGCUGGAAGCACAAGAUUCUGCUCGCUGGAAAAUACCUGAACGUCAUCCGCGAGUGCGGCAUCGAGAUCACCCAGGAUCCUGCGCAGACCAACGAAGACGACCUCGCCAUGGACGAUGACCAACUAUACGCCUUCCUCGAUGCCGCCUACACCCACGCCAACCGCACCCUCCUCCAACUCCUCAUCCGAGACCAGGCCCUCAUCCCCCGCCUCCGCUCCCUCAAGCGCUUCUUCUUCCUCGCGCAGUCCACCUUCCUCACUCACCUCCUCGACCUCGCGCACACCGAGCUGCGCAAGUCAGCGAAGUCAGCGAGCAUCGUCAAGUUGCAAAGCCUGCUCGAUCUAGCGCUGAACACGGACAUGCAGGGCGAGGACGCUGCGUAUCGGGAGGACGUGCGGGUGACAAUGGCGGGUAGCGGGCUCUACGAGUGGCUGAUUAAGGUCGUGAGUGUUAGCGGGGUGGGCGGCUUGGCCGGUGGAGGUGACGAGUAUGAGGCGAAUGGACAUCAUAUGGUUGAUGACCAUGGGGGCGGUAGUGCGCGGAAGGAUAAGAAAGAUGAGAAGCCAAUGUUGGCCAUCGACGCCCUCACCCUCGAUUACACCGUCAAGUUCCCGCUCUCCCUCGUCAUCUCUCGCAAGACCAUCCUCCGCUAUCAGCUCCUCUUCCGCUUCCUCCUCCACCUCAAGCACGUCGAGCAGUCGCUCUCCGCCAUGUGGAUCGAGCAGAAGGCCGCGCCCUGGCGCCGCGCCGUGCCCUCGCACCCGGAGUUCGAGCGCUGGCGCUCGCGCGUGUUCCUCCUCCGCGCACGCAUGCUAUCGUUUGUGCAGCAGAUCCUCGCGUUCGCGACGUUCGAAGUGCUCGAGCCGAACUGGCGGGAGCUGGAGCGCAAGUUGGAGAAGGUGCAGACGGUGGACCAGCUGUUGAGGGACCAUGUCGAUUUCUUGGAUACGUGCUUGAAGGAGUGCAUGUUGACGAGCUCGAAGUUGUUGAAGGCCUACUCGAGACUGUUGACAACGUGCUCGACGUUCGCGUUGUACUCCGCAUCGUUCUCCAAGUCCGUCAACCAGGCGAUCGCCGCCGCUGAUGCGAACGAGGAUGACCCCGGGAUGGCGAAGCGGUUGGAUUUCUUGAACAAGUUUGAGACAAACUUCAAUCACUGGUACGCGAUUCAUCUCGACUGCGUGCAGUUCUACGCGUCCAGCGAAAACGUCUCCCUCCUCCCUCUUGUCGUGCGGCUCAGCAGCAUCAAGGCGUCAAUGUAGGCUCUUCCGACUUGCAAGUUAUCUCCAUCCGGGAAGCACGGUCUACUCCUCGGACGCUUGCUGUGUCCUUUCGCUAAAUCUACUGGCACCGAACUCUUGUCCCUCCCUGUAUGUUUAUCUGCUAUGUCGCUGUCUUCGCUUUCCAACGAAAAGGUCGCGUCGCUGUAUACUAAUCAGUAUCUAUAAUGAUACCCCUGCUUUCUCAGUAUGCGCGAUCAGCCCUGCUCGAAUGCAUUACCUCUUCCCGUCGCAGCGGCAACUGCCUCCAACUCCAGACUCCAAUGACGAAGAGUCGAACCAAGCCACCUUUUCCGGGGCAACCUCACGAAGAACUCAACGCGUUCAGGUCGGGCGCUGCUACGAAUCACAUAUGGCAUUCAGAGGGUUCCUUCAACGAGC